GUCUCUGGGCACUUUCUAAAAGUUUUCUAAAAUUUAUAUAUGGUGAUGGGGUGUGGGACAAUCCGGUAUUUAUAUUCCCUGUGUUAUGAUUCAGUCAAGGGCCCCGCCGCCGCCAUGUCCAGCUCGUUCGAGCUCUCGGUGCAAGAUCUCAACGACCUGCUCUCGGAUGGCAGCGGCUGCUACAGCCUCCCGAGCCAGCCCUGCAACGAGGUCGUCCCGAGGGUCUACGUGGGCAACGCGUCUGUGGCUCAGGACAUCACCCAGCUGCAGAAACUGGGCAUCACCCACGUCCUGAAUGCUGCCGAGGGCAGGUCCUUCAUGCACGUUAACACCAGUGCUAGCUUCUACGAGGAUUCUGGCAUCAUCUACUUGGGCAUCAAGGCCAAUGACACGCAGGAGUUCAACCUCAGUGCUUACUUUGAAAGGGCCGCAGACUUCAUUGACCAGGCGCUGGCCCAUAAAAAUGGCCGGGUGCUUGUCCAUUGCCGCGAGGGCUACAGCCGCUCCCCAACGCUAGUUAUCGCCUACCUCAUGAUGCGGCAGAAGAUGGACGUCAAGUCUGCUCUGAGUACUGUGAGGCAGAAUCGUGAGAUCGGCCCCAACGAUGGCUUCCUGGCCCAACUCUGCCAGCUCAAUGACAGACUAGCCAAGGAGGGCAAGGAUCCUGAAACUGACUCACUGGACAGAAUCGAGACUUGGCGGCACCAUGAGAAUGGAGAGAGAGAGAGAGAGAGAGAGCAAAGAAAGAAACAGCCUUUAAAAGAACUUUCUAAGGGCGGUUUUUGAACCACGCUGGACCUUGUAUGUGUGCACAUUUGCCAGAGAUUGAACAUAAUCCUUUUGGGACUUCACGUUCUCAUUAUUUGUAUGUCUCCAGGGUCACACAGAGC
This is a messenger RNA of Mus caroli (Ryukyu mouse), 890 nucleotides long. RefSeq names its product dual specificity phosphatase 3 (gene Dusp3). Gene Ontology annotation, molecular function: MAP kinase phosphatase activity; protein tyrosine/serine/threonine phosphatase activity. The record is from RefSeq and is a predicted model, not a curated record. Gene Ontology annotation, cellular component: cytoplasm; cytosol. Lineage: Eukaryota; Metazoa; Chordata; Mammalia; Rodentia; Muridae. Gene Ontology annotation, biological process: negative regulation of T cell activation; negative regulation of T cell receptor signaling pathway; protein dephosphorylation.